AUGGCAACGAAGAGUGACAGGAAACGUCGAGUGGCCGAGAAAUACGAGUUCCCCACUCUUUAUCAGUGGCUUAUAAAUCUUUUGGGUCUUGGAUUUGGCUGUUUCCAUCGGUGGCAUGUAUCUACGCUGUUCGAAAAUGACCGGCACUUCUCUCAUCUUUCGGAAAUGGAACGAGAAAUGUCCUUCAGAACUGAGAUGGGGAUGUAUUACUCCUAUUAUAAGAUUAUCGCUGAGUCCAAUAAUUUUUCCGACGGUAUGGAAAAGCUCUGUCAUGACAAUUUAUCAGAAUACGAUAAUGUCAUUGAUGUCACUAAAAAGUACAACGUUUUACCUGAGACUCUAGCAGGUUUCCUCUAUCAUAUUGUGAAGAAACUGGGUAUCAUAUCUCAGGCACAAUGCUGGCAGAUAGAAAGAGGAGAUGGUUUACCACCUAUAACUAGCUGUGAAGGCCUAAGUGUACCUGUAUACUUUUAUUUAGAAAUAGUCUGGUUUACUACAAUAGUCACACCAGCAGUACUUUUUUAUUAUGCAACGUAUUUGAGUGAUUCCAUUUACGGUGGAUUCAUAACGAUUUUGUUCUUCUUUUUUAACCAUAACGAAUGCACUCGCGUUCAAUGGACGCCGCCAUUACGAGAAACAUUCGCAUAUCCUUUGUUACUUUUUCAAAUGUACAGUGUUACUAUGGCUAUCAGAAAAUAUACAAGACACGAUGGAAAUAAGGAGCCAAUCUUGGUAAGGAACAGAAGCAUACAAGGGCUAUUCAUGGAUCUAUUUGGCGCGACGAUUUGUAGCUUGUGCACAUGGCAAUUUUCUCACUUUGUUUUUACUACACAAAUUAUAGCCAUUCUUAUACUAAAAUGGCUAAAGAUCAUCCCGAAUGAGUUCUACAGAAAUUUAUCUAUAGCCCAUAUUUUAGCAAUUUUAGGAGCGAUUAAAAUAUCAAACGGGGCUCUUGUACUUUGUUCAAUCUACGCGUGUAUCAUAUUCAGCAGUAAUAUAGCCAGUUUUAUAGUGGAAUUGUUCCGAUUUCAGAACAUCAAACGAGAAAUUGUUUUUGAAAUUGCUAUAACAAUACUUAUUACAAAGUGGAUAAAAUCCUACCUUCUAUAUUCACAAGAUGACGCUCACGUGUUUAAUAUAUUGAAAUCCAAAUUAACGAAUUACAGAGAUUUCCACACUAUGCUUUACACGUGUUCCGCAGAAUUCGAUUUUCUGCAAUAUAAGACUUACGAAGCGAUUAUUAAAACUUUAUUGCUGCCAACAGCAAUACUCGUUGGAAUGCUUGUAUUAUAUUACUGGUACAGAAAUUCUAAGACAAGCAAUUAUCCAUUUUGCAUUGAGGCUGAUAUGGCAUAUAAUGGUCUACAGACUGGCGCCUUUAUAAUCAUGGCCGUUUUUAUUAUGAGAUUAAAGCUAUUUAUGACACCGCAUCUUUGCAUAAUAGCUGGUGCUGCGUGUAGCAAACGAUAUCUCGAGAAAAUUGGCUUGAAAGGUGAACUCAUGCGACUUACUAUUGUUAUACUUUUAUUGGGUGGCAUGUCAUAUCACGGCAUCGAUAGAUUUCAAGAGGAACGCGGAUUUAUAGGUGAAUUUGGCAAUAUUGAACAAGAAGAAUUAUUUGAAUGGAUAAAAAAUAAUACAUCGGAACAGGCUGUAUUUGCGGGAAAAAUGUCGUUGAUGGCGAACCUGAUGCUUUCCACUAGGAGACCAAUCGUUAACAAUCCUUAUUACGAGAGUAAAAAAAUGAGAGACAAAACUUUGAAAGUUUACGAGAUUUUUAGUCGAAAAGAUGCUGUCUCUGUGUAUACCUCUUUAAAAAACAUGAAAGUUAAUUACGUCGUCUUAGAGAAAUUAUUGUGUCUUGGAUUCGCAAAAGUGCCACGAGGAUGUCAAAUGAUCGAUUUAUGGGACAUGACUGACAAUGGAGCGGCGAAAGAGGCGAAUAAACCGCCUCUAUGUCCUCUUUUAUUCAGAGGAAACGCGUAUCCAUUUAAAAGAGUGUUCUUUAACAAUAAUUUCGUCGUGUUGCAAUUGGAUUAUUCGCAUUACGUCGAAUUUAAACCAAAAACUUCUGUGCCAUUACAUUAUCAGUUUUAG
Molecule: messenger RNA, 2097 nt
Organism: Cyphomyrmex costatus
Lineage: Eukaryota; Metazoa; Arthropoda; Insecta; Hymenoptera; Formicidae
Product: C-mannosyltransferase dpy-19
Exons: 9
Coding region: 1-2097 (698 amino acids)
Cellular component (GO): nuclear inner membrane
Molecular function (GO): mannosyltransferase activity
Source: RefSeq, a predicted model, not a curated record